Molecule: messenger RNA, 1044 nt
Organism: Mesorhabditis spiculigera
Lineage: Eukaryota; Metazoa; Nematoda; Chromadorea; Rhabditida; Rhabditidae
Source: the annotation of a GenBank genome assembly
AUGAACAGCUCUGCCAUUGUGAGCAUCACCCUCUUUGGCUGCUCCUGCCUACUUCUAAUUUUUUAUUCGCUUAGCAUGCAGACCGUGCGUCCCGGGUGUGCAUUCAGCGUUCUCCAGAACUUCACCGCUCGACUCCCCUACUUCCCGUCCGAGACGUUUGAGCAGCGUCAGCAACGUCUGAACGAUGUCCACGCGGUCAUAGAACAGAAUUCGGAUCCACUUCCGAAACGAACGUCAAAUUUGACAGCAUCUGAAUUUUGUUCUAUUAAAGGGAAUUGUAUACGACCGGUGGCAAAAUAUGAUACAAGGUGGAAAGUAUCCAACAAAUUCAAACUAGCUGCGUGUCUGAUUCAUAAAACCAUGUCAAGCGUGAUGACCGGCAUUAUGUGCUUCUUGGAAAAAGCUCGCUCCUACAAACAAGUUAAUGCCACCGUAACCAGUUAUGAACAGGCUAAAACUAUUUGCCACGGAAAUCACAUCACCGAUUUCGCGCAGAUGGAGGAGAAAUAUAAUCUCGUCGGCUGGGAUUUCGUGGUCCUCACCCGACAUCCUAUUGAUCGAUUUUUAAGUGGAUACGUGGAUCGCUGCAUACGUAUGGCGGGCCCAGUUCGAGGGGAAGACUACUGUAAUGGCUGUGGAAUGAACAUGACCUGUUUUCUCGAAACCGAAUAUCAAAAAAUUCAGCGCCAAAUCCAAAACAAGAGAAUUUCGCGGGGAUUCGUGGACAGACAUUUCUAUCCUCAAUCUUGGCGCUGCCAAAUCCUCGAUAACGCCGACAGGUACAAGUUCAUCAAGUACACCAGCGACCCCGCGGAAAAUGUACUUCCCGAACUGGAAAAUGUAUUUACGAAACAUAAGGUCCCAAAAUCGUACAUUGACUUUGUGCGGAGUCAACUGACGAGUCUCCGAACUGUCCAUGCUACUAUUGCUACGCCAUCGCGACAAUUUCUUGAAGAACGAUUAUUAUCCAGUGAUUAUCUAUUAGAACUUGUAGUUCGUAUAUUUUAUCACGAUUUUCGGAUUCUGAAUUAUCAACUGCCUUUC